Molecule: messenger RNA, 1227 nt
Organism: Triticum turgidum subsp. durum (durum wheat)
Lineage: Eukaryota; Viridiplantae; Streptophyta; Magnoliopsida; Poales; Poaceae
Source: the annotation of a GenBank genome assembly
AUGGCUAAACCGGCGCGAUCGCCGACGGCGGAGGCCCUGCCGGCCGCGGAGAAGUCCCGCUCCGCGGUCGGGUCGGGGCUCCGGUCCCUCGCCACCGCCGCCUCUGGAUUUCUGGAUCGGUGGUCGGUCGUCGGGACGGGCGUCUCCAGGCUCGAGAAAACUCUCGGCGACCAGUUCCCCGAGGGUGAGCACUACUUCGGCCUGGAGAAUUUUGGCAAUACCUGCUACUGCAACAGCGUGCUGCAGGCACUUUAUUAUUGUAUUCCGUUUCGGGAGCAGUUGCUGGAAUAUUAUGCAAAUUACAGGAAUCCAGGAGAUGCUGAGGAAAAUUUGUUGACCUGCUUGGCAGAUCUUUUUGCGCAGAUAAGCCUAUCGAAGAAAAAGACUGGUGUUAUUUCUCCAAAACGUUUUGUCCAUAGAGUGAGGAAACAGAAUGAAUUGUUUCGUAGUAAUAUGCACCAGGAUGCCCAUGAAUUUUUGAAUUUUUUGUUGAAUGAGAUUGUCGAUAUUCUGGAAAAAGAGUUUAGUACUGUGAAGGAUUCUCCUGAAAGCACAUCCCCUGGAGGGGUGGCAAAUGGCGAAGUUUAUCAUUUAGCCAAUGAAGUUCGAAGGGAGCCGCUGGUUACAUGGGUCCACAAGAAUUUUCAGGGUAUUUUGACCAAUGAAACAAAGUGCCUGAUGUGUGAGACUGUCACCGCAAAGGAUGAGACAUUUUUAGAUUUGAGCAUCGACAUUGAACAGAAUAGUUCACUAACAAGCUGCCUGAAGAGUUUCUUUUCCACCGAGAUUUUAAAUGCCGAGGACAAGUUUUUCUGUGACAACUGCUGCAGUUUGCAAGAAGCACAGAAGAGAAUGAAGAUAAAAAAGGCGCCACAAAUAUUGGUGAUCCACUUAAAGCGCUUCAAGUUCAUUGAACAGCUGAGUCAGCACAAGAAACUGUCAUACCGAGUGGUAUACCCCAUGGAGCUGAAGCUGAGCAGUGCCUCUGAUGAUGUGGAUUGCGAAUACUCACUCUUUGCUGUGGUAGUCCACGUUGGGAACGCUGCCAACCACGGACAUUAUGUAAGCCAGAUUAAAAGCGGCGACCACUGGCUGUCAUUUGACGAUGACAGUGUUGACAAAAUUCAGGAGUCAACCCUGCAAACGUUCUAUGGUUCUUCUCGCGAAUAUUCUGGCAACAGCGAUCAUGGCUACAUCUUGUUCUAUGAGAGCGUUGCAAAGAGCUAG